CGGAGCAGGUUGCACCAGUUGCCGGGAUCGCUGCACCAACCAGCAAAAUGUCGUCCGAAAUGGCAGCCGAGGGAGAUAAACUUUGGGGAGGAAGAUUCAGUGGAAGCACAGAUCCGGUCAUGGAGAUGCUCAAUGCUUCUAUUACCUAUGAUCAGAGACUGUCUGAAGUUGAUAUCCAGGGGAGCAUGGCUUAUGCCAAAGCCCUGGAGAAGGCUGGAAUCCUAUCUAAAGCUGAGCUGGAGAAGAUCCUGGGUGGCCUGGAAAAGAUCUCUGAGGAAUGGUCUAAAGGAAUCUUUGUCGUGGCCAAAAGCGAUGAGGACAUCCACACUGCCAAUGAACGCAGACUAAAGCAGCUGAUUGGAGACCUAGCAGGAAAGCUGCACACUGGAAGAAGCAGGAAUGAUCAGGUUGUGACCGACUUGAAGCUGUUCAUGAAGAAUUCCCUCUCUGUCAUCUCCACUCACCUCCUGCAGCUCAUUAAGACCCUGGUGGAACGUGCUGCCAUAGAAAUUGAUGUUAUCUUGCCCGGCUACACCCACCUGCAGAAAGCUCAGCCCAUCAGAUGGAGCCAGUUCUUGCUCAGGUAAGCACCUCUCACACUUGGCU
Messenger RNA from Athene cunicularia (burrowing owl), 606 nucleotides. Its product is annotated as argininosuccinate lyase-like. NCBI's taxonomy places the organism in Eukaryota, Metazoa, Chordata, Aves, Strigiformes, Strigidae. The transcript has 7 exons. Gene Ontology annotation, cellular component: cytosol. Gene Ontology annotation, molecular function: argininosuccinate lyase activity. Bases 48 to 587 code for a protein of 179 amino acids. The record is from RefSeq and is a predicted model, not a curated record.